GAGGACAACGCUGUCGGAACCCCUGAACCUGGAUCAGGAGGACCAUCUCGCAGAGCAAAGCGCGCACUUCGGUACCGCGACGGCGACUCCUCGUCCGAUGAAGAGGAGCCGGAUCGAAAGAAGUCGAAGCCUGUCGACAGAUCGACCUUCGCCUGGGUCAUCAACCCUCCGCUCACUGUCACCAAAGUGUCGCCCAUCGUCAAACGUCUUGAGAAGCAGUACCGUAUGUUCGCGCGAGACAUCAAGACCACCCUCACAGACCUCCUUAACACUCCAGGGAUCCCCGAGCUCCCCAUCUCGGAAUGGGAGAACAUCCUUCGAGGCCGAACUGUCGACCUCGACCAGGUCUUCAGUGGACGAUACUCAACAUCACCCGAUGAGAAGCAGAAACACAAGUUCUCCGAAGGCGUCGAGAUCUCUCUGGGAACGUCUCGACCUUCCAAAACCGUCAAAGGCUGCGGAGACUGGCUCAUCGCGUGGCAGGAAGCCAGUGCCGCCUACUCUGCCGUCCUUCCGGAACUCGCUCCUGUCUGCGCCGCCUAUGGCAAGCACAUCACCGGCCAGUUCGCCUCUCUUCACAGUUCCCUCAGCAAUCGCGUCCUCGACUAUGACCGCGCCGUGCGCAAGCGUGUCGCCCUCAAUCGGCAGCUUCUGUUCUCAGACACCUAUGAGUUCAACGACCUCCGCAUCCAGUUCACGGAUUCCGGAGGCGCGAACGUCCUGCAAACCGUGUUCUCCGGCUCAGGAUCACGACGAAGCAGAGCAAACUCCAGCCGAGGAACCAACGAAGGCUCCGCCGGUAGUCGGGGCUCAUCAGACGACAUCUGUCGCCGUUUCAACAAGAAUCUGUCUCACGAGUCCCCGUGCAAAUACAAGCACGUCUGUUCCGCCUGCCGCGGCGCCCAUACCAGGUCCCAAUGCCCUUCGCAAGCG
This is a messenger RNA of Epithele typhae, 933 nucleotides long. RefSeq lists its product as uncharacterized. The record is from RefSeq and is a predicted model, not a curated record. The transcript has a single exon. The annotation marks the transcript as partial. Lineage: Eukaryota; Fungi; Basidiomycota; Agaricomycetes; Polyporales; Epitheliaceae.